AAUAUGUAAAGAUAAAAUGUGUUUUAUUAAAUAUGAAACAUCAUUUAAUAUACAGAAAUUACAUAAAAUUAAGAAUUAACAAUAAUAGUAAUAAUAAUAAUAAUCUCUUAUCGGCUUUCGCUUAUUAUGCGAUCUUAUUUCGCAUUCAUGAUUAAGAUUGAUUAAUGCGCUAAUAAAGCAAAUUAGAUAAUGAUGUUUUAUGUUUCUACAAUUACAAAUUACAUGCAAUCAUAUGAAUGAAAUGUUUUCUUUGCAAUAGCAGGUAGUACGUGAUGUACGAUAACAUAACCAAAAGACGUACUAAUGUCUGCGUUCUACAUAUUAAAUUAAUUUUAUUUCAUAAAAUAAAUGUAAUUCAAAUAUGAAAUGAAAUGAAAGUGAUAUAGAUCAUAAAUAAUUAAAGGUAAAAUAAUAUGACAAUGCUGUUGAAUAUUUUAUCUCAUAGAAAUGUAACAAAUUCUCUUUGUAAGUUACAAUUUGUUUAUCAAUCAUUGGUAAGAAAUACUAAAUAUAGGAAUCCUAUGCUUUAUAAAUUUCUCCACUCUUCGUCCAAACGUACAUUUAGAAUAAAAAAUACAAGAGAAUGUAAGAAAGAAUUAUAUAACGAUUUGAGUAACAUAAAUACAAAUGUGCAAAAUAAUGUAAUAUUAUAUAAGAAUGAAGACACUUAUGAUUUUAUAAUAAUGAAACUACUUUUCUAUGGGUGGUUUUUUUGUAAUGCAUUAAUAGCAUGGACGACUUAUAAUCCAAAAUAUAUAACAACAUGGCGCAAGGAUAUAUCUUGGGCAGAGUACAUGAAAAUAAAUGGAGCAUCUUUCAUAUACUUUGCAUAUUCUACAAUAAUAGGACCUCCUGCCUGUGUAGUACUAUAUCUCUUUAAUCGAAGAUUAAUAAAAUACGUUGUUUUACAUAAAGGUGGCAAAGAUGUAUCUAUAAUCGCUAAUCAUGUAUUUAAAAGAUAUGAUACCAUUACAGUUCCUCUUGAAAAGGUUAAAAUGACAGUAGGAAGGCAGGAAAUGAAAUAUUUAUUGCCAAUGAAGAUUCAAGGCAGAAGAUUGUAUUUCAUUCUCGAUGGUCAAGGAAAAUUUUUAAAUGAAAAAUUAUUUGACUGUACAGUUGGAAAUAGAAGACGUUGGUAGAUGUAUUGUAUGAGUUAAAUAAAUUAUUAUAAAUAAAUUAGAGAUGUAAUACAGCUA
This is a messenger RNA of Bombus pyrosoma, 1196 nucleotides long. RefSeq names its product transmembrane protein 223. The transcript is spliced from 6 exons. The record is from RefSeq and is a predicted model, not a curated record. NCBI's taxonomy places the organism in Eukaryota, Metazoa, Arthropoda, Insecta, Hymenoptera, Apidae. Bases 414 to 1139 code for a protein of 241 amino acids. Gene Ontology annotation, cellular component: mitochondrion.